This is a messenger RNA of Closterium sp. NIES-67, 1129 nucleotides long. Lineage: Eukaryota; Viridiplantae; Streptophyta; Zygnematophyceae; Desmidiales; Closteriaceae. The record is from the annotation of a GenBank genome assembly.
CGUAUGUAUGGUUUGACUGUGUGUGAAAGAAUUUGUGUGGUGUGUUCUGGAGUUUGGGAAUGUGUUUUGUGUUAUUUUUGUUUGAGCAGGUAUUUGUGAUGAUAGAUCUUGAGAAGAUCUUUCCGACGCAACAAGAAUCGCUUCAAUCGGAGCAAGAACGCGAAAGCUAUGAAGAUUCAAAGUUCAUGAGCUUGCGUUACAAUUGCGGCGGUUACAAAGUGAAGUUGUGGGGGAGGGAAUCUUUGUGCUUAUGGGGUUUCCUUGGUUAGGGACUCUCUUGGGACCUUCCCUCUCGUCCCUCUCUUUCUAUCCCAACCUUUCUCUUGCUCCUCUAAUUUCUUAACCAGAGGACAUGACAAGUAUGGGAGGCUUCAUCUGCUGUGUUGAUGGAGGCCCAACAGCUUGGGAGAGCAAGAAACAAGUGGAGCAAGCAUUGAGCUCGGUGGAGUCCGAGUACAUGGCACUCUUCCGUGCCAUAAGAGGGGUUGUGUGGCAGCGGCGUUUGCUAGCUGAAUUGGGGGAGGAGCAGCAAGGACCUACCCCACUCUACUGUGAUAGCCAGGGUGCUAUUGCAUUGGCCAAGAACCCCGUUCUUCAUGGCCUUACCAAGCACAUGAAGCAGACAAAAGGGAAGGACUAUGAUGAGGUGUUUGCUCCUGUGGGGAAAGGAACAACACUGAGGGUGCUGUUGGCGAUAGCUGCACUCCUGGGAUGGAAGAUACGGCAGAUGGACAUUGUGACUGCUUUUCUGAAUGGGAUCAUUAUGGAGGAGGUGUACAUGAAGCAGCCAGAGGGGCUGGAUGACGGGAGCGGCAGGGUCUGCAGGCUGAAGAAGGCCAUCUAUGGCCUUAAGCAGGCGCCUCGUGCAUGGUAUCACAAGUUGGAGGAGGCGCUGUUGGCUGGGGGUUUCAAGAAGAGUGAGUGUGACCCCAGCCUGUUCCUGCUGCAGGAGAAGGACGAAAUCCUCAUGCUCUUGGGACAAAUGUCAAAGUUGGGGUUCCUAUAGGGAGGGAAUCUUUGUGCUUAUGGGGUUUCCUUGGUUGGGGACUCUCUUGGGACCUUCCCUCUCAUCCCUCUCUUCCUAUCCCAACCUUUCUCUUGCUCCUCUAAUUCCUUGUGAGAUUCUUGA